Lytechinus variegatus (green sea urchin) is the source of this 778-nucleotide messenger RNA. Its product is annotated as DNA ligase 1-like. The transcript has 2 exons. Bases 227 to 691 code for a protein of 154 amino acids. NCBI's taxonomy places the organism in Eukaryota, Metazoa, Echinodermata, Echinoidea, Temnopleuroida, Toxopneustidae. The record is from RefSeq and is a predicted model, not a curated record.
AUCGGUCCGGGGAUGAACAGGGUCGUGGAGCAUUAGUAUCUUUGCACCAGCGAUGAACGUUGGCAAUGCAUGACGACAUAUUGAUAAUAAAGGGAAGCACAAAACCCAGUCCAUAUUCAUCUCGUUUACUUAUUAAAGCGUGAUAUGAUUCAGGUAUGCAGAAGCGCUUUACAUGAACGUGUCUGUGUAAUUCUGUCUACAGGCAUUUUGCAACGUGGCUUUAGAAAUGGCAACAACGACAAAUUACAAAUCAUUAAGUUUGGUGUGCGUUUGUGCACUCGUCAUUUCGUUUUUAGCUUCAAAAUGUUGGGUUUUGACAAAGGAGAACACUUAUCUGAUAGAGUUUGUUGACAGCAGGGAUAUAGAUAACAACAACUUAGUAAAAGAGCUCGAGGCCAAACUCGAAGACACGAUCAAGCAAAAGGAGGCGGUAGAGAAGGAGAAGAAUAAAGCGUCAGAAGCAACGGACAAAUUAAACAAGGAGAAAGAUAAAUUAAAUUCUGAAAAGGAGAAAGCAGUUAAAAAGAGAGAUGAAUUACAGAAAGAAUUGGACGAAACAAAGGCGACUUUAGACAAAACGAAAGCUGAACUCGAAGAGUCGAAGAAGAAAGUUGAGGAACCAGAAAAAGCGGCUACAGAUAAGAAGAAAAAGGAGGAGGAAGUAAAGGAAGAAGAAAAGAAAGAGACGUAGCCAGAUGGGAUGAAGAAGUAUAUCCCAUGAAAGGCCUAACACUCAAACAAAUUUCUAAAGGGACUUGUUACAACCGAUAAUCCCGAC